ACUCGCAGCGAACCGAUCGCACAACCGGAACAAUAAAGCGGAAUUUAUUGCAAAACCCCAUCCGAUACAAGUGACAAAACCCCGGUGACAUCAUGUGCAAAACUGUGAUGAUCUGUUUGGCCAUCGUGGCCUCCAUUUCGAUGGUGCUGGCCCAAAAUCCACAGACCUGCGCUCAAGCCACCAGCUUGGAUUUUAACCAGACCGAAUUGGCUGGCCAGUGGGUGGAGGUGGCCCGCAACCCAGCUGCGAAUGUGUCCUGCAUUACGCUGAACGUUGCCAUCUGGAACAACACCAACAUGCUGGUCAACAUCAGCCACUCGAGCACCAACCUCUCCACCUACGUGGACGUCUACGAAACUGCUAACAUCACCUUGAAUGCUACUAACCCUCUUGCUGGCUACAACGUGAGCAUCGUGAAUGGAUCGCAGACGAAGUACGUCUGGGUGAAGCUGCUGCAGUUUGUGAACUCGACCUAUGUGACGGGCUGCAGUUACACCGAUGCCAACAAUGCUUCCACCAGUGCCGGAUUCAUUUUGGCCAGGUCGAGCUACACUCCCGAUGGCAUCAAGAUUGCCAACAACAAUGCCUCUGCAUCGUGGAGCAACUUCCAGCAGAACGUCUACGGCAAUGUCACGCAAUUGGGAUGCUAUGCCAGUUCUGCUGGAAAGAGUGUUCCUCUGACUCUGAUUUCUGGCUUCCUGGCCUUUGCUCUGUUGCUGAUCAAGUCCUAAGGAAGGAUAUGUAAAUCACUGAUCUGCCUAGCCACCAUAAAUGAAAGAACCUAACAAGCCAAAAACGUUGCCUUAGUAAUUGCGUCAUUCUCUUUAUUUAGUUUUUAGUUGACUUUAAAAAUCCCCGCACUCCGAAAGUGAGCCAAGGCGAAACGAUGUCAAUAAAAGUAAACCAAAAUGGGUGAGGGCCCGUAAAAAAAAGCCCCCAUCGAAAAGAACAAAAACUCGAUAAAGGUGUAGAGACAGAGGAAUCGGGUGUCUCGAUACUCUGCUGCAAUCAGUGCUUUAAUUUGCUGGCAACUUGUUCAACGGCAUGCGUGAUAAGAUAGCCGUAAAAAGAUAACAAAAUAUAUGACUCGGCCACCAAAUCACAAAACAUUCAA
Molecule: messenger RNA, 1114 nt
Organism: Drosophila ficusphila
Lineage: Eukaryota; Metazoa; Arthropoda; Insecta; Diptera; Drosophilidae
Exons: 3
Coding region: 93-731 (212 amino acids)
Source: RefSeq, a predicted model, not a curated record